This is a messenger RNA of Bombus pyrosoma, 4400 nucleotides long. RefSeq names its product REST corepressor 3-like (gene CoRest). Gene Ontology annotation, biological process: negative regulation of DNA-templated transcription; regulation of transcription by RNA polymerase II. Gene Ontology annotation, molecular function: transcription corepressor activity. Bases 155 to 1573 code for a protein of 472 amino acids. Gene Ontology annotation, cellular component: transcription regulator complex; histone deacetylase complex. The transcript has 10 exons. NCBI's taxonomy places the organism in Eukaryota, Metazoa, Arthropoda, Insecta, Hymenoptera, Apidae. The record is from RefSeq and is a predicted model, not a curated record.
UCGCUACGGUCGCACGAAGCGUGAGUCGAACUCUACCGAACACGGUGUAGUUUCAAGCUAUCGCCUCCAACGCAGGAUUUGCUGCUUUUCCGUACAAAAAUCUCUUUGCUAGGGUAAUAAUUUGAUACAAAGUAAAUCGAAGAAAAGUUGGAGGAUGGUUCUGGCGGAGAGAAACUCAGAAAAUGUUAGAAAUGGGCGCAGAUCAAGGGGCCCCAGCCCUAAUGGACAGACGGAAUCCUCAAGCGAAGAAGACGGAGUUCCAGCAGAGAAAAUCCGUGUUGGAAGGGAUUAUCAAGUUAUUGUUCCAGAAUUUGUUCCAGUCAGUGAACGACGAUUAGAUCAGUGUCCUGAUAGAGCAUUAUUGGUAUGGUCUCCUACUACUGAUAUACCCGAUCAAAAAUUGGAUGAAUAUAUCAUAUUAGCAAAGGAAAAGUAUGGCUAUAAUGGAGAACAAGCAUUAGGAAUGUUAUUUUGGCACAAACAUAAUUUAGAGCGUGCUGUAUUAGAUUUAGCUAAUUUUACACCAUUCCCUGAUGAAUGGACAGUAGAGGACAAAGUUCUUUUUGAACAAGCAUUUCAGUUUCAUGGGAAAAGCUUUCAUCGAAUUCGUCAAAUGUUACCAGAUAAAUCUAUUGCCAGCCUUGUUAAAUAUUAUUAUAGCUGGAAAAAGACACGAACUAGAACAUCACUAAUGGAUAGACAAGCAAGGAAACUAACGAGUGGUGGGAAAGAAGGUGAAAAUGGUAGUGAAAAUGGGAGUGAAUUAGGUUCUAAUACAGACAGUGAAUCAGAAGAAAAAAAAUGGACGAUCCACCGCGGAAUACGUCGUGGAAAGAACCAAGCUGUGCCAGGAAGCCAAGGCACUGACGCCAAAGCCCCAUCCGACUCGGAAAACGCCCCUCAGGUUCAGGGCUCGUGUAGCAACUGUGGCGUUGCUUGUCAUAGUGUUCGUGCGACGCCGAAAGGACAUGCGUGUCACAGCUGCUAUCUGCACUGGAGGCGAACUGGUGUAGCAAGACCAUUAAGUUCCAUGCCAGGUCGAACAAAUAAAAGAAAACCACCUCGCGGUCUCGUUGUUAAUCACGAUGAUUUAGCAGCAUUGGCUGGUCAACCCAAUCAAGCAAACAACAGCUUACAAGCAAUUGACACCGAAAUUGUUAGCCUAAAACGCCAAAUACAAUCAAACAAACAGCAAGUAAGCGCAUUGAAACGUAAAACAACUGAUGGUAUUGAUGAUUUACGACCACCGGAAGUAUCCAGCCGUAUAAAUGCUCGUUGGACGAAUGACGAAUUGCUCUUGGCCGUUCAAGGUGUCCGAAAAUAUGGGAAAGAUUUUUCUGCAAUUGCUGAUGUAAUCGGAACUAAAACAGAAGCUCAUUUGCGGUCAUUCUUUGUAAAUUAUCGACGAAGGUAUAAUUUAGAUGCUGUCUUGAAAGAAUAUGAAGCUGAAAACGGUCCGAUAUUAAUUGAUGAUGAAAAAGAAGAAAAGAUGGAUGUGGAUCAGCCUAAUGAAACAGCAGAGUCAUCUCAAAAGACGAAAUCAUCCGUAGGUCUUGGACAAACUGCUAAAUAACAAAUGACUAUACUUUUGAAUACCGGCAAACGUGAAAAGAAUAAUCAUAGGCACUUUGAUCAUCGAUAAUAUUCUGUAAAAGGUAUUUGUUCAUGAUUCAGUUUGCAAUUUUUAUUUUUAAUUUUACUACUUUACGCAAUACUAAUGCAAUACUGCAUUAGAAACAUCAAGUACAAGCAACAGUUUUCAUUGAACUUAUGCGUGAAUCAAUAAUUCAUAGAAAAGGAUAGAAAUAAAUUAAUAGGAACAAAAAUAUGUGAAUUUAUUUAGCUAAACUUAGUUUUGCAUAUUUCUAAUAUGGAUUUUAUUAAGCAAUAUGGAAGAAACGUAAUUCUAUUAAAGACAUCUAGUAUAUAAUUCUAAGCAUAGAUAAAUUAGAUUAAAGAUGAAUACAUCCAAGUGCGAAUAAUAAGUAUGUCUGCAACAUCCAUUGUACAUAAUCAUGGAUGCAUAAUAAGUUUCUUUCAAAUAAAUCAACUGUAUUGUGUAGCAUAUAAUAUUUGUAGAUAUACAUAAGGGAUAUCGAAUUCCCAUUUUAAAUGAAAGUAAUUUAAAAAACAAAAUUAUUCACUUUAAAUAAAGAAAGAUUCAAACAUUAAUAAAUGAAUGAAAGAUUGAUACAAUUGUAAAAAUAUUGAAAAAAAUGCCAUAGUUUACAACGUUCAGAAAGUCAGGUAUGGUUCAGUAACUUCGAUUUCAUAUGCGGAUAAAUCAACGGUCUUCAACGAUUUUUUAUCUAUGCUCAAAUAUUAACUAGAUAUUAUUCUAACGAUUUGUCGCUACAAUGAAGCUGUGUUUGUAUUAAUUUCAAAUUUUGCAUGCACUUUACGUUGACUUAUGUCCUGUAUAUUUAAUUUUUUAUAAAGUGUUUAUAAGAAAUUUACAUGAUCUAUGUUACGAAACUUAGAGUAAAAAGAAUAUAUAAAUAAGAAAAAAAUAUAGAGAGCUAUCACUUAUUUAUAUUCCAUUUAUGUAAAAUGUUCUCAAACAGUUUUCAUGAUUAUUUCGUAAUUACAUAAAUCGGAAAAGAAUUCUUGUCUUGUGCCUAUGCAUUUUUGGGCGUAUGAAAAUGAAGGAAAGAACAGUAAAAUUUUAAAAAAUUCAACUUUAAAGAUUGAGAAGAUAUUUCUCUUCUUUCCCCACUGCUUCCUGUUUAUAUAAUAUGUAUUCAAAGUAUAACAUUGAAAUUUAGCGAGAAUUAGACAAUCUUCCAUUCUUUAUUAAAGUAAAUAAAAAUUUGGAGAACAAGAGAAAUUCUUCCAAUUUUUAAAUUUUUCAUAUAAUUGAUUAUGAAUACUUGAAACUGUAACAAUUUCAUACUGUUCAAAUCAUUUGCACGUAUAUUAUGAUUCACAUCAUUUGUGAAGGUACUAGCAAAAAUUUAAUGCCAUCAUUGCCAAGUUAUUUUAAAAAUAAAAUCAAUGAUCGCGUUGAAUGAUAUAUUUAUUAAAAGAAUAAUGCUCAAGGAAAUAAUACAAUUUCAUUCACAUUUUAACAAAAAAAAUUUAAUAUUUUAUUAAAAUACAUCACAAUAGAAAUUUUUUUAUUAGUUUUAUAGAAUAAAAAACUUGAGAGAUUGAAAAUCGAAUAUAUCAAAUUGAAAAGAAUAUAUUUUUAUGGCUUGCUGCUGCAUACUCAAUCCAUGUGUAUAAAAAACAAAAAGAAAAAAAUAAUGGUUCCUGAUAUUUCUAUUGUAUUAUGCAAAAUUAUGUGUAUACUAAAAUUGCCCGCACUUCAAACUGAUGGUGCUUCUAUAUUUAAAAGCACAACAUUUUAUAAAAAGGGAGUAUUUUACUUGUAUAAUAAAAAAUUAUAUUGAAUAAUUUUAAUUCGACAAAAUCUUUAUACAAAAAAAGAUGUUUUUUUAUAAAUUUCCCGAAAUGCUUGUGUAAUGUUAAAUAUUCGAACAAAUAAGUGUAUGUAUAUUAAUCCGUAUACACAAUUCUAUCUUAGAAGAAAUUAUGUCGUCAAUUUUCUAGGUUUUAAUAAUAAUUGUAAAAGAUAUAAAUUUAGUUUGGAAGAAAUAAUUAUUAUUAGACAUUAUUCUCAAGAUAAACUUACUUCCAAUGAUUUUUUACUGUUUUGCAAAAGAACAUUUAAACAUCAUAUACCUGUAACUUUGCUUAUAGUUUCAUGUGUACAUUCACAUUUACUAUUAAUAGCAAUAGCAAUAAGACCGUUAGUUUAAUGUUUGUCUAGGGUAGAGUCUACUACUUAAUGUUAGCCGUUUAAGUCCCAGGGGUCUUUGAAGAAAUAGGAUCGAAAAAUCUCGAAUAGCGCGAUAGCGCUUGUCUUAAUCGAUUGCGAAGAGAAACAAGCGGCGCAAUAGCGCUCGUCAUAUUUGUUAUUUUUAUGAAAUGCAUCUAUAUUAUUACAUAUUCAUACUAUUAGUUUAUAAAUAUUUCAAGUUUUGUUCAAUAAAAAUUAUUGAGAAGAUAACAAUGAAAUACAAAAUAUCGUCAGUCGUCUGUAACAUUCAAAUGUACAGGGACUUUUCGACACAAAAUCUAAACAGCGCGAUCACGCUGCUUGGGACUCAAACGGUUAAUAAAAAAAAAAAAACACUCGCAAGCGUGUGUGCACGAUUUCUUUAACAAAAGAUGGUAUUCUUGAAAAUGAUUAUGAGAUUAGGUACACCGUAGAAAUUAUUAUAUAACAUGGAUGUAAAUAGAAAUGAUCACCAAAGAAAUUUACUGUUAUCGUUAGCGACAUAUCACGAAGGCGGAUGAAAUAGCCGACAAAGACUAUCUCGUCAAACAAAUAGUUCGCAAAACUCAAAUGAAAAAGUAUAUAGUACGAUUAGAAGUAAAUAGAAAAUUAUUUGAAA